Trichoderma harzianum CBS 226.95 is the source of this 552-nucleotide messenger RNA. RefSeq lists its product as hypothetical. The record is from RefSeq and is a predicted model, not a curated record. The transcript is spliced from 2 exons. Bases 1 to 552 code for a protein of 183 amino acids. NCBI's taxonomy places the organism in Eukaryota, Fungi, Ascomycota, Sordariomycetes, Hypocreales, Hypocreaceae.
AUGUCCACUCCUCGAAGCGGCGGUAGUUCGAGUUCCAGGGGUUCCAAGACUCCAGAGAAGACUCGGUCAUCCGUCUCACAGCUCAUCGACUCGCUCAACACCCACCGAAUCAACACUCUGACGGAGCUCUGCCGCAUCGAGCGCAUCGCCGCAACGUGCGACUCGGAGGCAGAGGCACGAGCCUUUCAGCAGCCCAUGACCUCGGCCUGGAUUCACUAUGUAUCGAGCAACCAGUUCCUCAUUGAGCUCCGCGGCCUGACCCGAAACUAUCCCCUGAGCGCCGACAUUGUCACCGAGGCGCACCGGCGUGUUCGCUCAGACCCGGAGAGCAACCGCAGCUGGAACCUGGCGUGGCUGUGCCUAACACGGAUGCGGGACGACGGGCUGGUGAGGAUUUUCUCGGACGCCGAAGCACGGAAGCCGGAGAUGUGGGGAGGAAAGGGCCCGAGCGAGAAGAUGGUGCAGCAACUGGCGACGUGCUUUGAGGACGAGUGGAGGGCGGCGAUUGAGACGAUGCUGAGGCACUGGGCGACGCCGCCGACCUGGUACUAA